GGCGGUCACACUAGACUUUGAGCGUGCGAAAUUUUUUCGGACACCACUGCGAAUAUGAGCGGGAGCAGGAUAUGACAUCACGCACCAUGGUUUCCCCUCAUCACAACAUAGAUUCCGAUGUGCUUGUACUGUGUCUUUUUGCGACGGCGUCGAAAGCGUCUGGAAAAGAGAAGGCUGUGGGUUCACCCUAUUCUACGUACUCGGAAUGAACGGGGUGAAUUCCAUUCUUUAAUUCAGGAGCUUCGGCUGGAUGAGGAUCGCCACAAGGAGUACUUUCGGCUCUGUCCCGCCGAUUUUGAUCGGUUGCUGCGUAUGAUCGCUCCACUGAUUGAGAGGCAGGACACCACACUGCGUCAGGCAAUAGGUCCAGCAGAACGCCUGGCGAUCUGUUUAAGGUUUUUGGCAACUGGUGACUCGUACCACACUAUAUCCAAAAGCUUCAGGGUGGGCAAAUCCACUGUAGUUGGAAUAGUGCCAUCAGUAGCCACAGCCAUUUGGGAGAGUUUGGCAGGAGAGUAUAUGCCAGUGCCUCAGGAAUCAGAUUGGAGGGCGAUUGCUGAGGGGUUCUCCAGUAAAUGGGCUUUUCCACACUGCCUGGGUGACAUUGAUGGGAAGCACAUUACAAUAAAAGCCCCUGCUGAUUCUGGGUCCCUUUAUUAUAACUACAAGGGACAGUUCUCUAUUGUUCUUCUGGCAGUGGUAGAUGGCAACUACCUCUUCAGAGUAGUAGACAUCGGUGCCUUUGGCAAGAGUAGUGAUGGUGGUACGUUGUCUGCCUCUGCUCUUGGAAGAGCUCUCAGACAGAAGACUCAGUCUCCCAGAUGAUGAGCCUCUCCCUAAUGGUGAACACCUUGGUAAGGUACCAUUUGUGUUUGUUGGAGAUGAAGCAUUUCCCCUCCGAAAACAUCUUCUGCGUCCUUACCCAGGAAGAGCAAUCCCUGCUGACCAGAGGAUCUUCAACUUCCGUCUGUCGCAUGCAAGGAGGAUUGUAGAGAAUGUUUGGCAUCAUGGCAGCUCAGUUUCGUGUGUACCACAGAGUGAUGGAGUUGAGCCCAUGUGAUGCAAGAAAAGAUUGUGCAAGCAACCACCAUUCUCCACUAUUUUAACAGAUGGGGUCAUGAGAACUCUCCUUCCACCACUGGUUCUGCACUGAACACAGCUGGAAGGAUGGGAAGCAGCACUGCGUCGCGGGAGGCCCUAGCUGUGAGGGACCAGUAUAGGGAAUACUUCAGCUCCCCGUGUGGUGCAGUUCCUUGGCAGUAU
Molecule: messenger RNA, 1263 nt
Organism: Cyprinus carpio (common carp)
Lineage: Eukaryota; Metazoa; Chordata; Actinopteri; Cypriniformes; Cyprinidae
Product: protein ANTAGONIST OF LIKE HETEROCHROMATIN PROTEIN 1-like
Exons: 2
Coding region: 118-825 (235 amino acids)
Source: RefSeq, a predicted model, not a curated record